Molecule: messenger RNA, 483 nt
Organism: Aspergillus aculeatinus CBS 121060
Lineage: Eukaryota; Fungi; Ascomycota; Eurotiomycetes; Eurotiales; Aspergillaceae
Exons: 3
Coding region: 163-483 (106 amino acids)
Source: RefSeq, a predicted model, not a curated record
GUCGAUCUGCGCGGCAUGGUUGAGCGUUUGGCUUCCAAGCCUGAUCUAUAAAUUCAGGGCUCUUCACCUCUCUAACCAUCAUCAUCCUCCUCAUCAAGUUUUUAUACUUACAAACAAGCCAGCCAACCCCAAUUGAUACGCUUUGCGAACGCAUCCGCCAUCAUGAGUGACUUCAUCGGAUCAAACAAGUAUACCAUCACGCCCCGCCACACCGACAAGAAACUCGACCUAUACCAGGGCAGCAAGAAUGACGGGACCACGCUGCAGAUUUACGAGUCGCAGCCUGGCAAUCCGAACCAGGAGUUUGUUUUUGCCGAUGCGGGCAACGACGAGUACCUGAUUCUGAAUCUGGGUACCGGCACGUACAUGACUGCUAACAGUGAAACUGACGCCCCCGUCACUGGCAAUCUCCUCCCGCCCGUUGACCAGAGGGUGCGCUGGAAGGUGGUUCCGGUGCGCGGUGGAAGUGGAGCCUACAAGUAA